Molecule: messenger RNA, 2226 nt
Organism: Knipowitschia caucasica
Lineage: Eukaryota; Metazoa; Chordata; Actinopteri; Gobiiformes; Gobiidae
Source: the annotation of a GenBank genome assembly
AUGGAGUGUGGAAAGGAGCUGCUUCUACUUGGUUUUAUGAUUGUGGUGGCAAAGUGCAGUUCUUCAUGCCCAAUAGGGUUCAUUCCACAACAACAACAACAACAACGUGACUGCAUUGACAUCAAUGAAUGUGAUACUGAAGAUCCAUGUCCAAAGGAUUCAAUAUGCUUCAACACAAACGGGAGUUACUAUUGCCAGUGCCUGAGUGGCCACCGAAAUAUCAGAGGGAGCGUGAAUUUCACCUUUGAUGGGCACUGUGAAGACAUCAAUGAGUGCAGAGAGCAGUCCAACGCCUGUGGACCAGCCGCCAAUUGUUUGAACGUUAUUGGGAGCUACAGCUGCCCCUGCAUUUCUGGAUACUUUAAUAUGAGUGGACAGUGUGAAGAUAUUGAUGAAUGUAAAGAUGCUGAAUUAAGCCAAGAGGAGAUCUGCGGAGAAGGCACUUGUAAGAAUGUGGAUGGGAGCUAUUGGUGCAAGUGUCCAAAAGGCUACACAAACUAUGGGAACACGAGGACUCCAUGCUCAGAAUUGGACUGUGACAGCUUUAUUGCACCAGAAGCGUCCGCCUCUCCGUCACUUAGCGGCCUGGCAACCAUUUUCUCCAUGAUGAAGAACAGCUGCUUGACUCUGUCCAGCCCCACGGCGCCUGAUGAGGGGAAGGGGAAAGGAGAGGCGCUACUGGAGAAUCUGUUCACGGCCACAGAGAGCGUCUUGUCUCCCAUUCAGCAGCUGGAGCUGACGGACGUGACGGACCUUCUGCUCACCGUGGAGGACUCCAUCAGGUUCAUCGGACCACAGCUCAAACACAACAGCACCAGGAUCGAGACCACUGAGACUGAUGCUGAGAUUGUGGUUCAGAAGAGCGAAACCAGGCCGUCUGGAGCAGUAAGUCUGACCAAUGAAAACGCUCAACUGGAUAUAGACUGGGCUACAGCUUCCGGGACAGGCCCUUACCCUGGGUUUGCCAUGUUAGCACUGUUGAGUUAUAAAAACCUGGACCAAUAUGUGAAACAGUCCUUUGAUGAGCUGAAGGAACAGGGAGGAAAAAGCAGCACUGAUCCAUCGUUUCAGAUCAACUCUAAAGUGGCUUCUGUGAUCGUGUCCAACCCUUCCACCCAGAAUCUGAGUCACCCAGUUUACAUUACCCUCAGACAUCUCCAGGCCAAUGAGGAGUCGGACGAGCUGAAGUACCUCUGUGUGUUCUGGAGUAAUGCAAGCGCCUGGUCCACAGACGGCUGCCGUCAGCACCGCUCUAAUGCCACACACACGGUCUGUCGCUCUGAGCAUCUCAGCAGCUUUGCUGUGCUUAUGGCUCUGUAUCCUAUGGAGCACACAUUUGGACUGCAGCUGGUGACAAAGAUUGGUCUGAUCCUCUCGCUGUUGUGUCUGGUGAUGUGCAUAUUUACAUUCUCGUGCUGCCACUCGAUAAAGGGGACACGCACCACCAUCCACCUGCACCUCUGCCUCUGCCUGUUCGUGGCCGACCUGGUCUUCCUCGCUGGCAUCUCACAGACUAAACCAGUGGGUGGCUGCCGGUUUGUGGCUGCACUGCUCCAUUACUUCUUCUUGGGGGUCUUCACGUGGAUGCUGCUGGAGGGCGUGCAGCUGUACCGGAUGGUGGUCCUUGUGUUUAACGCCACCAUGCGACCUCUUUACCUCUACGUCUUUGGUUACGGAGCGCCCCUCGUUGUGGUCAUCCUCUCUGCCAUCAUCCGCCCCUCAGGAUACGGCACAGACCAGUACUGCUGGUUGUCUCUGAAAGACGGCCUCAUUUGGAGCUUCUUUGGCCCGGUCUGUGCCGUAAUCAUCUUGAACGUCUUAUUCUUCAUCAUCACUGUGUGGAAAUUGGCUCAGAAGUUCGCCAGUCUCAACCCAGACCUGUCUAAACUGCACAAAAUUAGAGCGUUCACAGUGACAGCCAUAGCCCAGAUGUGCAUCCUCGGCCUCAUGUGGGUGUUUGGGGCUUUCCUGUUUGAAGGAGCGGCAAACUCAGCAGUGGCUUAUAUCUUCACCAUCCUGAACAGCCUCCAGGGGGCGCUGUUGUUCAUCAUGCACUGCGCACUGUCUAAACAGGUACGAGAUGAGUAUGCACGCAUCUUCUCCUGCGUCUGCACACCAGAGAAGAAGAGAUACUCAGACUUACUCAGCAGCACAAACCCCUCCAGCAGCCAGUCACAAUCACAGGGGUCUCGGAGUGGACAGAACACAGGAGAAUCACAAAUAUGA